Apis dorsata (giant honeybee) is the source of this 1912-nucleotide messenger RNA. RefSeq lists its product as uncharacterized. The record is from RefSeq and is a predicted model, not a curated record. Gene Ontology annotation, cellular component: extracellular region. NCBI's taxonomy places the organism in Eukaryota, Metazoa, Arthropoda, Insecta, Hymenoptera, Apidae. The transcript is spliced from 5 exons. Gene Ontology annotation, biological process: mesoderm morphogenesis. The coding region runs from base 418 to 897 and encodes 159 amino acids. Gene Ontology annotation, molecular function: heparin binding; growth factor activity.
GGUAAAGAGUAGAGAGGCACACGCAGAAGAGGGAAGAGGUCGGGUUGUGGAACGGAUAGAGCGGUAGUGGCUCUGGCAGCAGCAACACGUAGUACACGGUAGCACCGCGACGAGAACGCACACGGUUUAUACCACGUCGCUUUAGUAGUCGGUAGACUCGCUUCGAGCCAGUUUCACUCGGUCCAGUGGCGCAGUCGCGUUACACGUAUAUAUUUUUUUCGUAUCUUCAACUACUACCAGCAUCAUCACUACUACAUCACCAUUACCAAUUACUACCAACGUCGUUGUUACCACCACCUGCACCAUUGAGUGUGUCAACAUACAUACGUAAACGUCAGCAGGAUCACCGAGUCAUCGGGUUGCUCCUGGGAAAUAAGUUACAGAAGAAAACGUAUAUAUCUUCGAGACGGCGCGAGAAUGAAGCUGUGGUGGAGUUUGGCGCUGGUCGGUGUCGCCCUCUUGAUGAUCAUUGUUACCGCCAGAGCGGAAUCUGAUCUCUGGGAAGAAGACGAUAAGGAAGUACUUGUGCGAACCGUUCGUGGCACUAAAGAACGAGCAUCCGGCAGUACUUCGUCGUGCAGAUACGUGAAGGGUCAAUGGUCGGAGUGCGACUCGAAAACCAACACUCGGUCCCGAACACUGAAUCUUAAAAAGGGCGACAAGUCGUGCGAGCAGACCAAGACCAUCCAGAAAAAAUGCAAAAAAGCUUGCCGGUACGAAAAGGGCACGUGGAGCGGAUGCGUGAAUCAGCUGAUGACAAGAGUGGACAAUUUAAAAGCGAACAGUGAUACUUCAUGCGAAAAAACGCGUCGAUUGACCAAGAGGUGUAAACCGGAAACCAACACCAAAAAAUCACCCAAAGGAGAACGAGCAAGCAAGAAGUCGGGUAAACAAUAAACGAGGAAAAUUGUCGAUCAAUCACUUAAUGGAGUACGCAGCGAUCUGUUCCAUAACAGGCAACGAAAAUACUAUCUUGUCUUUUUCACGUGAACUCUAAUUUUCAAAUGAACAGAGAAGGAAUGUAUUUUAAGUAUUGACAAUGAUUAUAAUUGAAAAAGAAAUUUCAAUACGAUCAUAAAAUCUGACUUUUAAACGUUUGAACGUUACUGUCAGUACUUGCUCCAUCGAUAAUAAUUAUCGAUUACAUGUUGGCUAUUUUCAGAAUUACUUCCAUUAUAUGUGGCCAAAUAUUAAUAAUCGCUAUACGAAUAUAUUAAAGAGUGGAUAGCUGGAUUCAAUAAUGUUUUCUUUUUUUUUUUUUACAAUUCUGUCAACUCUGUAAUUGCUGUGUAUCGAUUUAUUUAUGAAUAUUACCGAUCUUGUCCUCGAUACAGUGACAUAAUUAAAUCAUUAAAAAUUAUUAAUUAUUCUUUGAUACUAUCAUGAAUUUUUUUUCUUUCUUUUGUUAAAAAUAAUCUUUUGUCAAUUUUAAAUAAGUAAUCAGAUAAAUAUAAUAUAUAGUAAAUUGUAAAUAUAAUUGGCAAAAUAUAUAUCUUAUAUGAAUUAUUAUUUUUUUAAAGAAAUAAUUUUUUCUUUUUUUUCUAUGUUUUAUAAAAUUACGAUUAUUAUUAUUAUAUUAUGCUACUGUAUCGAUGAUGAAACGUUUCAUGACAUGAUAAUUGUAUAGUAAUACACUGUGGUAAAACUUUUAGUAUCAAGAAUCAACACGAAAUGACUGCCGUUGAGAUUCUUUAUAAAAUAUAUUCUUGCUAGAAUAUAUGCAUCGUUACGAACCCAUACGAAUUUUCAACGUUGUACGAUUAUCAAUUAUAGCAUAAUAGAAAUUCCCAAUUAGAAAUAGUUUAUAUUUCUUUUAAAAUACGUCGACGGAUAAAAAAGAAGAAGAAAGACAAGUGGACGAUCGACGGUCUCUAUAUAAAAUGCCCGUUAACUUUGUCUUCCUCUAAAAAAA